Gongylonema pulchrum is the source of this 966-nucleotide messenger RNA. NCBI's taxonomy places the organism in Eukaryota, Metazoa, Nematoda, Chromadorea, Rhabditida, Gongylonematidae. The record is from the annotation of a GenBank genome assembly.
GAUUAUCAUCUGCAGGAGUUGUUGUUGAAUUUGAUGUAUGCACCACAGAAUUUUUACUGCUAUGCACUGGAUGCGAAAUCAAGCGCUCUGUUCCACGAACAGAUGCGAGCACUGUCAGUGUGCUUCCCAAAUGUGUUCCUCACCAAGCGCGAAUUUACCGUCGACAGCGCUGGCCAUAAUACCUCGCGCAGUUUCCUGGAAUGUUUGCGUAUAGUGCGAAAAAUGCCUGGUUGGCGGUAUGCUAUUUUGUUACAGAAUAAUGAUAUCCCAUUGAAAAGCAAUCUAGAGAUGGUACAGAUAUUGCAAGCUUUGAACGGUAGCAACGAUAUCAAUGUUGGAUAUCCUAAUGCCGACCGGAUGCCAAAAGAUGCUCCAUGGACGUUCCGCUCACUUCGGCUCUUUAGGGAUGUCAAGGAGAAUGACGAAAGGGUGCUGCGGAUCGCAAAAGGAAGUACGUCAGCGUCGCUGAGCGAAGCGUUCGUGAAAUUUGUGCUCGAUAAGCUGGACUUAACAGUGCUUCUUGAUAAACUUGAUGAGCUGAACUACGGUGGCGAUGAAAUGCUCUUUUCUUCACUGCAUUCCGAGGAUUUACUAGACGCUCCAGGUGGAUUUACGCGUCAGUGUAUUGAUAAUUACAAUAAUAUGAUCACAAGGUACGUGGUGUGGCGAAAAUCACCGAAGUUUUGUCGGAGCGGUCUGCUCCGGCACGACAUCUGUGUGCUCGGUAUCGCUGACCUGCCAGCGUUAAGUGCUUCCAGAGCACUGUUUGCAAAUAAAAUGCUGCCUGAAUUCGAUUACACGGCAAUCGGUUGUUGGGCAAACGCACUCCACAACCGAACAUAUUCGUUCAGAAAAAUAAGCCAGGCACGACUCCAGUACUACGCAAGUCGCUUGCCAACCAAAUUUCACAGCGAACGUGAAAAGUGGCGUAGUGGCCAAGUCGCUUUCAAUUGCUCCUGCUGCUAA